AUGACUCUUGAGCUCGAAGCUGAACUUGGCGAAGAGCUAAUUGCAAUAUCUGAUGAGGAGCUGGCCACGACGCUUGACGAAGAGCUGUCCACAACGCUCGACGACGAGCUGGCUACGACACUUGAUGAAGAGCUGGCUACGCUUAUAAAAGUACCAGCCACAAUGCUUGACGAGGAGCUGGCUACGAUGCUCGAUGAAGAGCUAGCUACAACGCUCACAAAAGUGCCAGCUACAACGCUCGACAAAGGACUGGUCGUAACGCUAGACAAAAGACUGGUCGUAACGCUUGAGGAAGAGCUGUCUGUGCUUAUGAGAGUACCAGCUACAACGCUUGACGAAGAGCUGGCUAUGCUGAUAAAAGUGCCAGCUAUAGUGCUCGAUGGAGAGCUAGCUACGAUAGUCGACGAAGAGCCGACCACAAGACUUAUGAACGUGCCAGCUACAAUGCUCGACGAAGAAGUUUGUAUCGCACUCUGGGACGAGCUGCUAGAUGUAGACAAGCCUGGCGACUUCGACUUCGACUUCGAUGGCAAGCUAAUGAACGUAGGGCUCAGUGACCGAGUACCUGUCGACGAGGUGCGCGACAGCGGGUCGACAAGAGAGGAGCGCGUUGUCCGCGUCAAAGUGUCAUAA
Dothidotthia symphoricarpi CBS 119687 is the source of this 633-nucleotide messenger RNA. RefSeq lists its product as uncharacterized. The coding region runs from base 1 to 633 and encodes 210 amino acids. NCBI's taxonomy places the organism in Eukaryota, Fungi, Ascomycota, Dothideomycetes, Pleosporales, Dothidotthiaceae. The record is from RefSeq and is a predicted model, not a curated record. The transcript has a single exon.